AUGAAUAUAUUUAAGAAAAACCAGUUAAAUUUACAAUCGUUACCAUUAUUAAAUAACAAACAUGCUACAACGUCAAAUACCAGGGAUAUAGAUAGAGAUGUGUUGGAUGAUGAUAAUGACUUAAUUCUCGAUCAUCCUACAUCUCCUAAAUCUCCUACAUCUCCUAAAUCACAAAACUUCUAUCCAUCUUCAUUUUUAUCAAGUACAAAAUCAAAAAAUUCAAAAUCAUUAAAAAAACAUUCAUCAUCUAUACCUUCUUGUUUAAAUGUUUCUAUUUCAAUUCAACGUGAUAAAUUUGAUGAAUUAAAUGAAUUAGAAUCAAAUAGAAUAAUUGAAGGAAUAAAUGAUCCGUAUAAUUCCAUAUGGUCAUUAUCAUCAUCAUUAUUAAAGUUAAAUAAAAAUAGAAAUAGAUAUACAAAUGUUUCGCCGUAUAAUAAAUCAAGAGUACAUUUACCUACAAUUGCUGAAACAUAUUCAGAUUAUAUAAAUGCAAGCUAUAUAAAUUUAAAAUUACCAAGGUCCAUAAAAAUUAAUAAAUUUAUAGCUUGUCAAGGACCCUUGACAAGUACAAUUAAUCAAUUUUGGACAAUGUGUUUUAAUGAACUGGAAAAACAAAAUAAUGAAAUCAUUAUAAUAUUAAUGAUAACUCCGUUAAUUGAACAUGAUAUGAUAAAAUGUGAUAAAUAUUGGCCUGAAUACAAUGAAGAAUGGAAAUUUAAUGAAAAAAAUGAACUUGAUGGACUUGAAUUUGAAAAUCUUUCAAUUAAAAAUGUUAAAGAAACAUCAAUUAAUAAUAAUGAAUAUUUAUUAACUGAAUUGGAAUUAAAAAAUUUACACAAGACAAAGAAAGUUUAUCAUUUUUAUUAUUAUAAUUGGUCAGAUGCAAAAAUUCCACCAUCAUCUGAUCCAUUAAUCAAUUUAUCAAAUCAUAUUAAUGAAUUACAACAACGAGAGAUUGAAAAUAUACCGGUUCCAAUUGUUCAUUGUUCUGCAGGUGUUGGAAGAUCGGGUACUUUUAUUGCAUUUGAUCACUUAUAUAAAAAUAGAGAAUAUUUUAAAGCUUUGAUUCAAAAUUUAAGUAAUAAUGAUCAUGAUAAAAAGAAAGAUAUAAUUUAUAAUAUAGUUUAUCAAUUGAGAAGUCAAAGAAUGAUGAUGGUUCAAACUAUACAUCAAUAUAAUUGGUUAUAUGAAGCCGCUAAAUUAAUAUACAAGGAAUAA
Molecule: messenger RNA, 1218 nt
Organism: Insectozyma verbasci
Lineage: Eukaryota; Fungi; Ascomycota; Pichiomycetes; Serinales; Debaryomycetaceae
Source: the annotation of a GenBank genome assembly